Messenger RNA from Diaporthe batatas, 1947 nucleotides. RefSeq lists its product as uncharacterized. Gene Ontology annotation, molecular function: succinate dehydrogenase (quinone) activity; electron transfer activity; flavin adenine dinucleotide binding. The coding region runs from base 1 to 1947 and encodes 648 amino acids. Gene Ontology annotation, biological process: tricarboxylic acid cycle; mitochondrial electron transport, succinate to ubiquinone. Lineage: Eukaryota; Fungi; Ascomycota; Sordariomycetes; Diaporthales; Diaporthaceae. The record is from RefSeq and is a predicted model, not a curated record. The transcript has 6 exons.
AUGGCCCCAACAAUGGCUAUGAGGAGGCUUCUUUCGACGCCGGCUGUGUCCCGCCUGGCGAGAAGCCAGUCGAGGGCAUUCUCCUCCACUCCAGCAGCCGCCAAAAUAUUCGCGAACCGACCUCUGCGAGCCCAAGAGGCUUCGCCUUUUGUUAGCACCAAGUAUCCAGUCAUAGACCAUGAAUACGAUGCCGUCGUCGUCGGCGCCGGUGGCUCCGGUCUACGGGCUGCCUUUGGUCUUGCCGAGGCAGGUUUCAACACCGCGUGUAUAUCGAAGCUUUUCCCUACGAGAAGUCAUACAGUCGCUGCACAGGGAGGAAUCAACGCAGCUCUUGGGAAUAUGCAUGAGGAUGACUGGAGGUGGCACAUGUACGACACCGUGAAGGGUUCAGAUUGGCUCGGGGACCAGGACGCUAUCCACUACAUGACACGAGAGGCACCCGCCUCCAUCAUCGAGCUCGAGAACUAUGGUUGCCCUUUCUCACGGACAGAGGAUGGGAAGAUCUAUCAGCGUGCCUUUGGCGGCCAGUCCCAGAAAUACGGCAAGGGCGGACAAGCCUACAGGUGCUGUGCUGCUGCUGACCGAACUGGCCAUGCUCUGCUACACACUCUUUAUGGCCAGUCCCUGCGACACAACACCAACUACUUUAUCGAGUACUUCGUCAUCGACCUGAUCAUGGAGGACGGUGAGUGCCGGGGUGUGCUGGCCUACAACCAGGAGGACGGUACACUGCACCGGUUCCUCUCCAACAACACAGUUCUGGCCACGGGCGGCUACGGGCGAGCAUACUUCAGCUGUACCUCUGCACACACGUGCACCGGUGACGGUAUGGCCAUGGUCGCCCGUGCCGGUCUACCGAACCAGGAUCUUGAGUUUGUUCAGUUCCACCCGACUGGUAUCUACGGUGCUGGCUGUCUGAUCACGGAGGGUGCUCGCGGCGAGGGCGGUUACCUGCUCAACGGCCAGGGCGAGCGUUUCAUGGAGCGUUAUGCCCCAACGGCCAAGGAUCUCGCCUCCCGUGACGUCGUCUCUCGGUCUAUGACCAUGGAGAUCCGAGACGGUCGCGGCGUUGGGCCUGACAAGGACCACAUCUACCUUCAGCUGAGCCACUUGCCCCCAGAGGUCCUGCACGAGCGCCUGCCUGGCAUCUCUGAGACGGCUAGCAUCUUCUCGGGCGUCGACGUUACGAAACAACCCAUCCCCGUCCUGCCUACUGUCCAUUAUAACAUGGGCGGUAUCCCAACCCGAUACACCGGAGAAGUGCUCACGGUCGACGAGAGCGGCAACGACAAGGUGGUCCCCGGCCUGUUCGCCUGUGGUGAAGCUGCUUGCGUGUCCGUCCACGGAGCCAACCGCCUGGGAGCCAACUCUCUUCUGGACUUGGUUGUCUUUGGCCGUGCUGUCUCGCACACCAUCCGCGACAACUUCACGCCUGGUGCGAAGCACAAGCCUAUCAGCGCUGACGCCGGGGCCCAGUCAAUUGAGAUGCUCGACCAGAUCCGCACCUCGGAUGGACCCAAGAGCACGGCCGAGAUCCGACUGGCGAUGCAAAAGACGAUGCAGACGGAUGUGAGCGUGUUCAGGACACAGGAGUCUUUGGACCAGGGUGUAGAGAAGAUCACCGAGGUCGAUGGGAUGUUCAAGGAUGUUGGAAUCAAGGACCGCAGCAUGAUCUGGAACUCGGACCUCGUCGAGACCCUGGAGCUGAGGAACCUCCUGACCUGCGCUACCCAAACCGCCACAUCCGCUGCCAACCGAAAGGAGUCUCGCGGUGCCCAUGCUCGCGAAGACUAUCCCGACCGGGACGACGCAAACUGGAUGAAGCACACAUUGUCCUUCCAGAAGGAGCCGCACGGCAAGGUGGAGCUGGCGUAUCGCAAGGUUAUCGGCCACACGCUUGACGAGGCCGAAUGCAAGGCUGUCCCCCCCUUCAAGCGUGUGUACUAA